This is a messenger RNA of Argentina anserina (silverweed cinquefoil), 872 nucleotides long. Its product is annotated as protein SMALL AUXIN UP-REGULATED RNA 51-like. Bases 37 to 525 code for a protein of 162 amino acids. The record is from RefSeq and is a predicted model, not a curated record. The transcript has a single exon. Gene Ontology annotation, biological process: response to auxin. NCBI's taxonomy places the organism in Eukaryota, Viridiplantae, Streptophyta, Magnoliopsida, Rosales, Rosaceae.
CUCAGAGCUCUCAGUUUCUCUCUCCUCCUCCCAACAAUGGCGGCCGCAAAAGCGAUGAGAAAGGUAGAGAAGAUCCGCCAGAUUGUUCGCCUUAAGCAAAUCAUGAUCCGGUGGAAGCUGGCCAGCCUCCGCCUCGGCGGACCCGCUCUAUCGUACAUCGACGAUACCGAUAACACCGCCUUCGCCCGCCGCACCCCCUCCGGAUUCUUGGCCGUCUACGUCGGACCGGAGCGCAGGCGCUUCGUCAUUCCCGCCCGGUUCGUCAACCUCCCGGUGUUCGUCGGCCUGCUGGAAAAGACCGCGGAGGAGUUCGGGUUCGAAACCACCGGCGGCCUCGUCUUGCCUUGCGAGGUUUCGUUUUUCAAGGACGUCCUGAAGUUUCUGGAGAAAGAUGAGAGAAGGUUCGGGAAGUUGUCGCUUGAUGGAUUCUUGAAGAUGGUGACUGAUGCGGGAUUUGAUUCUUGCAAGGCGGCGAGGGCGGCCGGCUCAUCAUUCACUCCGCUCCUGCAGGAAGCUAGGGUUUGACGGAUUCUUCUCUCAGGUUUUUUAGGAUUCUGAUUGAUUUGAAUUGAAAUCGAAUCGAUCUAAUGCCUUUGGUUUUUUUGGGAUAAGGUGUUUUAGUGAUGAUAGGGAGUUAAUUGUAUAUGGGUGGCAGCCAACUUGAUUUUCUUUUCUUUUUUUUUAGAAAUGUUUUCUGAGUAUUGUAGGGAUUGUUGGUUCGUAAUCAUCCUUGAAGCACCUAUGGUUUUUAAUUGUGUUUGAUCAUGGGCUUCAAUGAGAUGUUUGAACUAGUUUUUUCUAGCUAGACUUGAUGAUGAUGAAAUCUUAGGACUUGUUCUAGCGUCGAGAACAGUUUCUUAUCAUGUAAUGGA